AUGGCGCACACACCCGGCUCGUACCUGCCCCGGCACUCGGACGACAAGGACAGCGUGCUGUCCGGAGAGUCUCCGACACCGUCGGUGUCGGACGGCUCUUCCCCGCACGCGUCCAAAGCCAACCUCUCCUACGUCUUGUCGCGCUCGAGCAACGCGACCUGCCACCCGCUCGCGGCGCACGCCGCCGCGGGCGCACGUCCGUGCGGGUCGAGCACGACGCUCGUCGCGUACGACGCGCGCAAGGCCGCCCCACAGCUGUCGACGACGCGGCUGGUGCUCACGCACGUCGGGGCGGCGCUAACGCUCUUCCUGGCGACGACGGACACGACGAUCGUGUCGACGGCACUGCCGACGAUCACGAACGAGUUCAACGCGACCCAGGCGGAGUACACCUGGGUCUCGGUCACGUACAUGCUCACCCAGACAGCGUUCCAACCCCUCUACGGGAAACUUUCCGACCUCAUUGGGCGCACGACUGUGCUGUACGGCAGCAUUUUCAUCUUCGCGCUCGGCUCUGCGCUGUGCGGGCUCGCUCAGAACAUGGAAUGGUUAAUUCUCGCGCGCGCGCUCGCUGGUGUCGGCGGCGGAGGCAUCGUCUCCCUGGUCUGGACCAUUACGUCAGAGAUCGUCGACGUCCGGAAGCAGGCCAAGUGGUCGCAGGCGCUGAGCGUGACUUGGGCGUGCUCCGCCGUCGCUGGGCCCCUCCUCGGCGGUCUCUUCAGCAACGACCACGGCACGCUCAACUGGCGAUGGGCCUUCUACAUGAACCUCCCGAUCUGCCUCGCCGCGGCGAUCCUGCUCUGGCUUUGCCUCCGCAACGUCUACGUCGGGCGGUCGGCGGAGCUCUCCUGGAGCCAUUUCCUCCGCACGUUCGACUUCCUCGGCCUCGUGCUCUUCAUGGGCGGCAGCACCUGCAUCGUGAUCGGCUUCAAUUUCGCAACCCAGAACGGCUGGGCUAGCGCCGGCACGCUCUCCCUCGUCGUCCUCGGUCUCGUCGUCCUUCUCCUGGGAGUCCUCCACGAAGUCCGCACCGGCCGCGAUGCGCUCUUCCCCCCGAUCGCGUUCAAGUGUCGUACGAUCGUGAUCACGCUCGCCGUCACCUUCCUCCACAACCUCGCCUUCACCGCCGGCACCUUCUACCUCGCCGUCUACUUCCAGGCCGUGCACGGGCUGCGUCCCUUCGACGCCGGGCUCGCGAUGCUGCCCUACACCCUCGGCUCGUCUCUUGCGUCGAUGCCGACGGCAUGGCUCAUCGGCUUCUGGCAGCGACGACGGAGCGACACCGUCUGCCAGCAGUACGUGAUCGCGGCAGGGCUCGCGCUCGGCGCUCUGGGCUUCGGGCUGAUGACCCUCAUGUCUGAGACGAGCUCGCCGGUCGUAAACGCGGCCUUCCCACUGAUUGCCGGCAUUGGCAUCGGCAUGCUCUUCCACGCACCCUACCAGGUCUUCACCCGCGCCAUCAGCCGCCAGGACGUCGCCUCGGGGACGAGCGCGUUCUUCCUCGUCCGCUUCACCGGGGCCACCGUCGGCCUGGCCAUCGCGGGCACGGUGUUCAACGGCCGCCUCGCGCUCACGCUCCCCGCCGGCGUCGAGUCGACGACCAUUCUGGAGAACAUCGACAUCCUUCGCCCGGACCCGGCUCUGUGGCCGCAGGUCGUCGUUGCGCUCGCCGGUGCGAUCAAGGCGAUCUGGAUUGUCUGCGGCCCAUGUCUCGGCGGCGCGCUCCUCAUCUCGUUGUUCUCACGUAAGGUCGUCGUCGACGAGCCCUGCCGUCCGUCGGCUGCGCCAGCCUCGCCGUGCGCAUCACAGUCCGGCGACGCGGACGUCGAAAAGCAGACGCAGGUGCGCGUGGCGGACGCGGUGGCCCCGGCAGCAGCGGCGCUCGCUCUUCCCGCGUGCGCGCUCACGAGGAACACGGGAGCGCAGAGCGCAGCCGUCUGA
Epithele typhae is the source of this 1941-nucleotide messenger RNA. RefSeq names its product major facilitator superfamily domain-containing protein. Gene Ontology annotation, biological process: transmembrane transport. The transcript is spliced from 16 exons. The record is from RefSeq and is a predicted model, not a curated record. NCBI's taxonomy places the organism in Eukaryota, Fungi, Basidiomycota, Agaricomycetes, Polyporales, Epitheliaceae. Bases 1 to 1941 code for a protein of 646 amino acids. Gene Ontology annotation, molecular function: transmembrane transporter activity.